AACUUCCGUGUUUGCUGCAAAGACAAAAUGGCAGCCUCCUUACAACGCAUUGGGAUAGUUGCUUGCCGCACAUUUCCCGUUAUUUUACAACGACAUCUUCAAGCACAGAGAAUUCGUGAUGUGAAAAUAACGUCAAUCGUCGCUCCGGUGCUUCGUGUCAAUUAUUGUGCAUCGUCUUCAUCUGCUGAUAACACGGAUUCAGCCGAGACACUAUCUAGAUAUGCAGACACACCAUGGGAGUACUUAAAAAGUGAAGAAUACAUUGAACGCUAUGGAUCAAAGCCUGUGUGGUCAAACUACAGGAGGAACCAUAAAGGUGGGAUCCCACCUCAGAAGACAAGAAAAACCUGUAUUAGAGGAGAUAAGAUAUGUGGGAACCCGUGUCCCAUCUGCCGUGAUCCAAAUAUCAUUAUCCAUUACAAGAACGUGAACUUGUUGCAGCAGUUCUUUUGUCCUGACACUGGAGUGGUGCAUGAUCCCACAGUAACCGGUGUGUGCAUGAAGCAACAGAAACUACUUAGCAAGGCUAUUGAAACUGCAAAAGAUUUUGGUUUACUUCGUGCCCAGUUCGCCCAUGUGGAUUUCACUAAAGAAGACUAUUCAAACACCCAUGGUGCUGUAGCGCCAACUCCUCCUCCGUUUCCUCUCAGCUCUGGAGAACUGUGGUAUUCCUGGUAUGGUAGUGUAAAACCAGACGAGCGAGAACUGGCACGAGUGAAGCGGAUCUACAAAGACUACCUCAAACCUGAAGUCUGAAUCUUGCUCUAAGAAACCGUAGUCAGGGGAGAUGGAGUACUGAAAUUUACACGGAUGAUGUUGUGUACACCUUUACUCUGGUGAUUGAUCAUAUCUAACUUUUGAAAUUGAUGUUUAGUCAACUGAGUAACUGCAGUCCAUUAAACAUAGUCACAGAAUAGUUUUUCAGUCCAAUCAACAAUAAAAUAUGGCUAUAAGGAGAGCGAAUUUAGACGUUUCAUUCAACUUGUUUCUCCACCAGCACUUCAAAUGAGUUGUUAUUCACAUUGUUACAUUCUGUCUUACCAAGACAAGCAUAAAAUGAAAUAAAACUCUGAAAA
Molecule: messenger RNA, 1076 nt
Organism: Danio aesculapii
Lineage: Eukaryota; Metazoa; Chordata; Actinopteri; Cypriniformes; Danionidae
Gene: mrps18b
Product: mitochondrial ribosomal protein S18B
Exons: 7
Coding region: 28-756 (242 amino acids)
Biological process (GO): mitochondrial translation
Cellular component (GO): ribosome; mitochondrion
Molecular function (GO): structural constituent of ribosome
Source: RefSeq, a predicted model, not a curated record